AUGCAUCUUAUGUACCUAGGAAUAACCUUACUCUGGCUCACAGGAGUGGUUGGUGCUGUUCCUCCUCUUGAGAAACGCGCUGGCCGAACCAGCCCACCCAGCGGCUGCAAGGUUGUCCGUCAAGGCUCGAAUAGUAAUGGCGAGUUCCCAACACUUGGUGCAGCUGUCUCCUCACUCUCCGGAGGCGGCUCGGCAUGUAUUUUCGUCUACGGAGGUACCUACAAGGAGAACUUCACUAUCAGCUAUGGAGGCCCUCUGACCAUCUAUGGCUACACUACCGAUACGGGCUCUUACAAAGACAAUACCGUCAAAAUCUCCCGGAGCAUGACCUCUCACGUCUCAGGAAGCCUAGACACCAGCAGUACGAUUAACGCCAAGAGUGCCAACUUGAAGAUGUACAACAUCAACAUUGAAAAUACCUAUGGCAAGGGCGCCCAGGCUGUCUCAUUGGUUGCUCAAGGUCAACAUCAAGGCUAUUAUGGUUGUGGCUUCUACGGAUACCAAGACACUCUCUACGCCAAGUCCGGUGCUCAGUACUAUUCUAAGUGCUACAUCGAAGGUGCCGAUGACUUCAUCUUUGGUGAUGCCGCUGCGUGGUUCAAUCAGUGCACUAUCUCUUGUAACGGUCCAGGAUCAAUCACCGCGACCUCGCGCGACAAGGCCGACGAUCCCGCUUGGUACGUCUUUGAUCAUUGUAUGGUUGACGCAAAAUCUGGAGUGAGUGGCCUUGCAAGCCAGGUCUAUCUCGGCCGCCCCUGGCGAGUCCUCUCGCGGGUCAUCUAUCAAUAUUCCUACCUUGGUGAUAUCAUCAACCCCACGGGUUGGACUACUAUGGCUCAGGGUGCCACUCCCAUCUACAUGGAAUACAAUAACAAUGGGCCUGGCUCAUCGACAGCCAAGAGAGAAUGGGUAACCAAAACAGAUAAGCCAAUCACUAUGAGCGAACUUUGGCAGGGAAGCUAUGAUUGGAUUGAUACGUCGUACUAA
Thyridium curvatum is the source of this 987-nucleotide messenger RNA. RefSeq lists its product as uncharacterized. Lineage: Eukaryota; Fungi; Ascomycota; Sordariomycetes; Thyridiales; Thyridiaceae. The record is from RefSeq and is a predicted model, not a curated record. Gene Ontology annotation, molecular function: pectinesterase activity. The transcript is spliced from 8 exons. Bases 1 to 987 code for a protein of 328 amino acids. Gene Ontology annotation, biological process: cell wall modification.